AUGAUUUCAUAUCCAUUUGAUCUCUAUCUCUCUGUGAAUGAAUCUCUUAGUGUGAUAGAUUGGGAUUGGUAUGGAGAAAAUUAUACCGUUCCAUUGGGACUCCUCAUAAACAUUUUGUGUCAUAUAACCUUCACAUAUCCCAUGAAUCAUAGUUAUAUUAAUAAACUAAACUUUUCAGAGGAGCUGUAUUUGGAGAGUGAUCUAUUUGAUGCCAGUAAAGUGAAUUCUAUUAGUAGUGGCGGCUCUAAUAUGUUGGGAAACACUUAUGAUAUCCGUCACCAUCUGUACAGAGUUUCCUAUUUGGCGUGGUUAUUUGGUACGUUUGACCUCAUUCUUAUGAUUAUCAGCGUGGUAAAUUGUUAUAUUUUAUUUUGGAAAAGCUUCAAGACUUACAGUUUGUUGAUCCGGGGGGAUGAUUAUUGUCCAAAUACGCCCAGUGCGUUCAAAGAGCAUUUGAAUUAUGAAGCAAUCCAAGAAAAUGACAGUUUAUUGAGGAGCUUUGCCAAAUGGGUCUUAGGAAAUGAUAAGCUAGAAGGUGAAAAAGAAAAGGAGGAAUUCGUUUGGAAAUUGAACGUUUGGGAACCAUCAAAGUUUCAAUUGAUGAUUUUUUGUGGGCUUUCACCAAUUCAUAUUUUUACAUUUUACAGUAACACGUUUGUGUCAGGCCAAUUUAUGAAUCUGGUGAUGAAAUUAAUCCAGCCAAUGUUGAUCACUACAAUUUUGAAUUACUUGGUGUUCCAUAAAUUUUUGAUAUUACUUAAGGAUCGUCAGAUCAUCUUAUCUGAAGCAUUGAAUGAAUAUGAUCAAAAGUUCAUAAAGCCAAGGUUAUCAAAACGAGUUGUUGACGUUGCUGUCGAUGCCACCAAAGGGCCAUAUUUCCAAGACUACGGGCAUGGAGGCUCGGUGCAAGUGUUCCCGUCAAGAUUGAAAAGUCACCAGUUCCAAACAUUUGGGUUCAAAGAGCAAUAUAAUUUGGCGGAAAUUGACGGUAGAGUGUUACGAGAUAAUGUUAAAAAACAGCAUAUGGCUGUUGCAGCAAACAGAUCCGUAAAAAAAUAUCGCAAUGUAGAGAUUUAG
Saccharomycopsis crataegensis is the source of this 1077-nucleotide messenger RNA. It is a transcript of the gene NUR1, whose product is annotated as Nur1p. The transcript has a single exon. The record is from RefSeq and is a predicted model, not a curated record. NCBI's taxonomy places the organism in Eukaryota, Fungi, Ascomycota, Saccharomycetes, Ascoideales, Saccharomycopsidaceae. Gene Ontology annotation, biological process: regulation of exit from mitosis; maintenance of rDNA. The coding region runs from base 1 to 1077 and encodes 358 amino acids.